Lottia gigantea (owl limpet) is the source of this 357-nucleotide messenger RNA. RefSeq lists its product as hypothetical. The record is from RefSeq and is a predicted model, not a curated record. The annotation marks the transcript as partial. The transcript has a single exon. Lineage: Eukaryota; Metazoa; Mollusca; Gastropoda; Lottiidae.
UAUUAUUUGUACAUCCCAUCUGUAUUAUUUGUUCAUCCCAUUUGUAUUAUUUGUACAUCCCAUCUGUAUUAUUUGUUCAUCCCAUUUGUAUUAUUUGUACAUCCCAUCUGUAUUAUUUGUACAUCCCAUUUGUAUUAUUUGUACAUCCCAUCUGUAUCAUUUGUUCAUCCCAUAUGUAUUAUUUGUACAUCCCAUUUGUAUUACUUGUACAUCCCAUUUGUAUCCCUAGCCCAUCCCAUGUGUAUUCCUUGCAAAUCCCAUGUGUAUCUCUUCCACAUCCCAUGUGUAUCUCUUCCAUUCCCAUGUGUAUCCUCUUCAAUCCCCAUGUGUGUCCCUGUUCCAUCCCACAUGUAUCUC